AUAACAGUUGUGGCUUGUAACUUCAAUAUUCUGUUGAUAGCAGCAUUGCACAGGUUGGUAGGUUUAUGCAAUAGCUGUUAGUUUCAUGACAGAGUAAGUAAAUUUAAACAAUGGCUAGCUGAUUACGUCGAUUCAAAUUAAGCUACGUUCUGCAACAAUAAAAAAUAUGGAUAUCUCUGACUUCAUGAUCGGUGGUUUUGCCGCAAUGGGUGCAAUCUGCUUCACAAACCCACUCGAGGUAAUCAAAACUCGUUUACAAUUGCAAGGUGAAUUAGCUGCACGAGGAUCAUAUGUGGAGCCUUACAAGGGAAUUUUCGACGCUUUAAUCACUGUGAUAAGAUGUGAUGGUUGGUCUGCUUUAGAAAAAGGACUUGUGCCCGCGCUACAUUUCCAGUUUAUAUUAAAUUCAGUUAGGCUAGGUGUAUACAAAACUGCCAUGAAUAACAAAUGGAUGCAUAAUAGAAAUGGAGAUGUUUCAUUUUUUCGCGGUAUGCUAUGGGGUGCUGCCGGUGGUGUUACUGGCUCAUUUUGUGCAAGCCCGUUUUAUAUGGUGAAAAUUCAAUUACAAGCCCGAUCGAAUAGCAAAAUUGCCGUUGGUUACCAACACCAACACACUGGAUUUAUAAAUGCAUUUAGAAACAUUUUAAAAGAAAGUGGUUUCUUUGGUCUGUGGCGUGGCGCCACUGGAAUACUGCCGAGAGUUGCGAUCGGUUCAAGUACACAGAUUGCAACUUUUAGUAAGGCAAAAUCAAUGCUGCGCGAGUAUGAAAUUGUCACGCAACCUAUACUUAAUACAUUAACGGCAGCAUUUGGAGCGGGCAGUGUAGUGGCUUUGGCGAUUACACCACCUGAUGUAAUUUCAACAAGGCUGUAUAAUCAAGGCACUGACUCAUUCGGUAAAGGAAUACUAUAUAAAGGUUGGUGGGAUUGUGCUCACAAAGUAUUCAGAUUCGAAGGACUACAAGGUUUAUAUAAAGGAUUUUGGGCAAACUAUUUGAGGCAGGCCCCACAUUCAACACUUGUGUUGUUGUUUUUUGAUUUACUUAUAUCGGCUCGAGACAAAUAUCAAAGUAUCUAAGCAUUCAGUGACAAUCGUAAACAAAACACAUUUAAUUUGAUUAUUUAAAUCAUACUAUUUUGCAAAAUGAUUGAUAUAUUCUAUAUAUUAAAUUAAAUACUUAUUACAGUUUU
This is a messenger RNA of Bactrocera dorsalis (oriental fruit fly), 1191 nucleotides long. RefSeq names its product solute carrier family 25 member 35. The transcript is spliced from 5 exons. The record is from RefSeq and is a predicted model, not a curated record. Lineage: Eukaryota; Metazoa; Arthropoda; Insecta; Diptera; Tephritidae. The coding region runs from base 167 to 1078 and encodes 303 amino acids.